ACGAAAGCAGAGCGUCGAACGAUCUUGGCGGUCGGAGGAAGCGGAACGACGCCUUGCCCCGACCUUUCCCAUCUUCGGCAUCAAUCUCAUUCUUCGUCUCGAUGAAGUAUCGGAAGCAGGAGACUCGAAUCGAAAACUGAGAGUAGCGAUGAAGAGAGGAACGAAGUGUGUCGCGCAGACCAUCAACCUGUCCAAUCCGGAGACAUGCGUAAGACCAAAGAGGAUUCAGAAGCUCGUUCAUGCAGACAUGAUGCAGCCUUGUCCGAGCAUAGUGGCCGGAGGCUCUUCUUAUUGGACUCCGAGACCGGUGCCCAUUAAAAUCUGCACGCGGAAAGACAUGCAAAGAACUUGUCCGCCAAAGCUCUGCGAGUGUCCGCAGAAGACAUCGCCAAAGACGUCGGGUUACAAAUUCUGUAACAUUCUGCUCUUCCUCGUGAAAAGUAGCAUCGCGGCUGGUCUCGUUUAUUGGACGCAUACCGAGGGCUUGUGGGGUAGCAGCGCCGACGUCGAGGACCUGUAUCGCAGGAUAAUGGCCACGAUCGCUCCCACUUUGGACGACAGAGAAAUCGAAUUGCCUCGCAUAAACGAUUUCAAGAACACGAUGAUACAGAAGUACAACUACGCCUUGUUUACCAUAAUGAAUUGUAUCGUGAGCGCGUCGACGAUGCUGCGGAAGCAGCUUCAACGUAUGUUGGUCGACGUCGAACCAGCCAAGGUCGAGCCAUCCGGCGCCGAAUCUUUCAACGAUACGACGGACACCGAAGAGGAAAGUUAACACUUGCGCCAUUGUUAAAUCAUACAAGACAAAUUCCUUGUGUAGUGUUGUUUGCCCUCGUCUCGUGAGUUUAAGAAGUGCUAAUGCACGAAUAAAUUCGUAAAACACUGGCUCUGCUCUAUCACGGAGAAUACGACUACUCGUGUUAAGAGGUGACUGCGACAACCGUGUUCAAGAUGUUCACGCUGGUUUCGCCGAGGACGUUGGCAAAGAUGUUCUCGAGAUGUUGCUUCACGGUACGUACAUAGAGAUUCACGUAAGCGCGCGAAAUACGAUACAAGGACAGAUUAAAAUUCCGUUCAGCUUGCUUCCAUUUUUUCCCGGAACACCAGAGGGUACACCAGGGAUUUCUCACGGUAGUUGCAUUUUAAGCGAUUUUUAUGGUACCUCUUGCUAUCGUUGUAAAAUUUCACGCUUCUUUCCAGCCGGUAUUUUACCCGGCGCGAAUUUAUUCUCGCGACAGAACUAAGAAUUCUAUGGGUUUGAACUCGUGGCGCGAAUAACAUUGAAAAAUACCUCGGAAACGAACUCUUAAUCGAAGAAGGAUCAGCCGCGAAUCGGCAAAUUCGAUCUCGUCCACCCCUUCGUGCAAUCCCUGAUUUUCAAGUUCAAUUUUUCUUUCCGCUCCCUCUUUUAUAAAUUUCGGAUUAUGCUAAAUGAGUCUUUAACGGUCUCCGGAGAUCAUUCAGCAUCGUUCGAUCGGUUAAAUUUGUUCGCGAACCGAGGGGAUCCGCGUCUCCCGUCUCCUUUCAUUGAAUCGACAAUCUCGAUCGAGAAUUCUCUUCAGCAAAGAAAGUAUGCUUCGUUAAUUCGGAAAUGUAGCUCCCUACGAAAAGCGGAUAUAUCCUAUCUAUGUGUGCAGCGAUCGCUGUUUAAACGGUCGCUUUCCUUUCCCUAUCUUUCCCUUCGAAGUUCAAAGAUGCAUCUUUUUAAUAAAUCAAGCGUAAUCGAAGUCGGAGGAAUAUCACAGAGAGUCGGGAUAGUCCUGUGGGAGGGUGAUUCAAA
Molecule: messenger RNA, 1780 nt
Organism: Bombus terrestris (buff-tailed bumblebee)
Lineage: Eukaryota; Metazoa; Arthropoda; Insecta; Hymenoptera; Apidae
Exons: 4
Coding region: 149-775 (208 amino acids)
Source: RefSeq, a predicted model, not a curated record